GUUUCCUCUGCAGCUACAUAGGCUGUCAGGCAGCCUAGGAUGGAGCCCUCCUCAGAAGACCCCCACCUCUGCUGGACCACCCGGCUCCUGGGACUCACCAGCCUCCUCCUCAGCACCUGCGGCACAGUGGUCCAGAGUUCUGGAAAAUAUGUUUCUGAAGUUCAGGAUUCUGGAUUUGUUCCCAUGCAGGGGAUUCAAGGAGGUUCUGUGUUGUUUCAUAUAGUCAAGAAGCAAGAAGCUGACCCAGAGGAGGUCUCAUGGGGCUUUGGCCCUGAGUUUAACUACAGAGUCUUCAUGCGAGUCCACCGUGGGGCAGACACCCCAACCUGGAUCAGCCUCCAGGACAAGUACCAGCAGAGGGUCCAUGUGCCCAAUGUGACUUCCCUGAGGAUUGAGAACCUGACCCCAGAGGACAGUGGGCAGUACAGGGCUCGAGCCAGCUUCACUGGAGGAAUAGAAUUUAACCAGGUUUUCCUCCUCACUGUCUAUGAGCCCGUGAUCCUUCCUGAGAUUCUGGUCAAGUCAUCAUUCAUCACACCAGGCUGGUGCAAUGUCACCCUGGAGUGCAGGGACCCAGGGAACAGAGAGGACCUGAAGGUGACCUGGGAGAGCGAGGGCCUUCCCAGGGAGCUGGAGUGGAGUGGAACACCAGGACCAGCCCCCAGCUCCUGGAGCCUGGCUGUGAACCUGUCCCUGAGCCAGCCUAAUGCCAGCCUCACCUGUGUGGUCAGCAACCAUGUGGACAAGAAAACUGCCUCUGUAGACUUUGGGAAAAUCUGUUUCCCUGGUUCACAAGAACAGACCAUUGCUGGUCCCCUUGAAGGCAUCCUAUGGGCUGUUGUGGCUGUGCUAUUCUUCCUGGGAACUGGACUGUACUUUUGGAAGACAUAUAAGAAGAAAAGGAACACAGAGACUGGAAGAGGCAGGUUGCACUUCUCUUUCAUCCUCAGAUAACUCCUCUCUUCCACUGAAACCCUUUCUUCUUCACUUUGCUGCUCAGAGAUUGCCCUUGCAAAGGGGCUGGUGUGUGUGAUCAUGGCAUUGGGGUCAUAACCAUGGAGCUGGGCACAGGUUUUCAAGACUGAGAUUCAAGCUCCACUCUGUGUAUGUGUGUGACUCAGGAGCAGCGUUGCAGGAGGAUGACAGGAACCAAGAUGAUGGCAACUGGGCAGAGCAGCGCCAGGAAGAGUAUCAAGAAGGCAUGUACCAGAGUAUCAGUGCACAAUAUCUGGAACAAGAGUUGCCUCUCAACACUGUCUACUCUGCAGUCCAGAACAUACCUGCGAGAGUAUGAAGAUAAUAUAAUUGGAGGAAACAGAGGAAUCUUGGGACACUUUCACUUUGAUGCUGACAUCCUUCAGAUACCUGCUUGAAUUCUGGUUCAGCUCUGGCUGCUCCUGGUCUUUUACUCUGACCUUUGUGAUCUCAGCUCAACAAGAGAUGGAGCUGGAAUUUCAGAGCCGAUAAUGGACCAAGUUUUAUCCUGGGCACUCUACAAAUAUUAUCUCUUCUAAUUCUCACAAGGAACCUCUAGGGUAGGUAUUAUGUUCUGUAUUUUAUAGGAUAGUAAAUAUUAUUCCCAAGCUGUUGGUGGCAGAUGAAAACCUUAAAUUCAACACUGAGUGAAUCCAGAUUUCUCAUAUCACCCUUCUUUACAUGGGCACUGAACCCUGAAAUAUUGGCUGGGAAUAUCCUUCAUUUGUUCCUCUCCCAAAGACCUAGCCUCUGAUGCUGGUGCUGCAAUAUGGACUGAUUUCAUUGCAGAAUCAUCUGGUGGCUAAAGAGGUGUAACCCCUUAAGUGGGCAAUGGGGACUCGGUAUGCAGGAGACAUGGAAAGAGGGACCUUGACAGUUUAGAGGAAACAUUCUGAGAGGAAUGCUUCUCAUUCUUGGGUCUUGUAAGAGUUCUUCCUCUCUUUACAAGAUGUGUUGUGGGUUUCAGCAGCACAGUCUUCAAACCAGCUUCACUUACAUUGUUAUUCAAAAGUUCACUCAAUAGGUUUUACAUAAGUUUUUCAUUUAAACAUUCAAUGAUUCUGUGAGGCAGAAAUGUCCACUGCACAGGUGGAAAACUAAAACUUACAGAUGUUAAACACCACAGUUGAGCUCCUCAAGUAAAGUGAUAUGCCUGAUUUAGGUUUACAGAGGAUCACAGUUUCCCUAAUUUUGACUCUUAUUUCCUCCAUUAUUCCAGACACCCAACCAAUCAUUAUCUUCCAUUGGGUUAUCCUUCAAAAUGGUUUUUGUAGUCCACUCUCCUCUCAUUCUUUUAUUCUUAUUUUCUGCCUAUAGAAAUAUUCUACCUGCAGUUUCAUCAUUUUCACAUUUCCACCAGCAAUAUAGGAGGAUUCCUGCACAUAACUAAUUUUUUGAUUAUAACUUUCCUAGUAUGUGUGUGAUGUAAUAUCUCAUUGUCAUUUUGAAUUGAAUUUCACUAAUAAUUAAUGAAGUUAGAAGAAGAUUGCUUCUUGACAGGAAAACUAUGAAAACCUAGAGAGUGUGUUAAAAAGCAAAGAUGUCAUGAUGGUGACACAGGUCCAUGUAACCAAGGCUAUGGUAUUUCAAGUAGUCAUGUACAGUUGUGAGAGCUGGGCAAUAGAGAAGGCUGAGUGCCAAAGAA
Capra hircus (goat) is the source of this 2620-nucleotide messenger RNA. RefSeq lists its product as uncharacterized. Lineage: Eukaryota; Metazoa; Chordata; Mammalia; Artiodactyla; Bovidae. The transcript has 5 exons. The record is from RefSeq and is a predicted model, not a curated record. The coding region runs from base 40 to 954 and encodes 304 amino acids.